Molecule: messenger RNA, 1614 nt
Organism: Haplochromis burtoni (Burton's mouthbrooder)
Lineage: Eukaryota; Metazoa; Chordata; Actinopteri; Cichliformes; Cichlidae
Product: RNA-binding protein 4.1
Exons: 3
Coding region: 561-1052 (163 amino acids)
Cellular component (GO): cytosol
Molecular function (GO): mRNA binding
Source: RefSeq, a predicted model, not a curated record
UUUCGCUACGUUGUUAUCAAUAAGGUUUUCAUAUCAGAACAUAUUGGACGAAACGCAUUGACACUAAUCUGUAUGUGGUAGUCCAGUUAACUUGAAAACUUUGCUCCGUGAACCGAGAUGGGACCUCCAAACUCCAGAUCCAGCUUUGAGUGGGCUGUGUGUCUCCGCAUGAACGCUUUCAAAGACCCAAUGAUGUGAUCCAGCGACUGUAUGAAAGAACCUUUUUCACUUUUGAUCAGCGUGAUUAGGUGCUAAUCUUCCAAAGCAAGUCGGAUUUCUUAAAUGUCACUGUUCAAGUACUGAUAAUAAUGUUUAGAAAAAAACUAUUUUACACGUAGUCACGAAGUAUAUCCUCCAUCUUGCCUAUUCUCCUGCCUUGGUUUCCUUUGCUCUGCAUGUGGAGACGCCAUGGCUUAGCUUUCGGUGCUAGCUAGUCCCUCCCAAAAAGCGCUAGCGGGGUUAGCUGUAUGUAUUUGCCUGCCAACGCGCUAGCCGCCAUUUCAUUCUCCGAGGGAGGAGACGAGGAGUGCGACUUUUAACAGUGACGUGGACCCUGCACAAUGGUGAAAAUAUUCAUAGGGAACUUGUCCCCAGACACCACAUCAGAUGAACUUCGCUCUCUCUUCUCUCAGUAUGGCAAGAUUGCAGAAUGCUCAAUUGUCAAGAACUUUGGCUUUGUGCACAUGGAUGACAAAACAGAGGCAGAGGAAGCCAUCCGCAAUCUCCACCAGUAUGAGCUGAAUGGCCAGCCUAUGAACGUGGAAUUAAGUCGUGGCAAGUCAAGGGGAUCCACCAAACUGCACGUUGGCAACAUUGCCUGUACCAACCAGGAGCUGAGGGCCAAGUUUGAAGAGUUUGGCGCUGUGUUGGAGUGUGACAUAGUAAAAAACUAUGCUUUUGUUCACAUGGAGAGAAUGGAGGAUGCCAUGGAAGCCAUUAAUCAGUUAGACAACACAGCUUUUAAAGGUCCUAAUUCACACUCCAGUCCAAACAGUGGCUCAGUUUCCCAUCUCUCAUUGUCUUGUAACACGCUGUGGUAUAGCUGCAGUUAGCAAGUAUGUAAAAGCAGGUCCAGCCUGAUUCCUUACGUGACACUGCCACAACUGAAUUUUUGCCCUUCUGAAAAAAACAUACAUAGCCUGAACACAUUACAUUAGUGCAUGGUGCUUAUUGUAAAGGUGAGUCUUCUGUUAAUAGAACUUAAAGUGUAUUCAGCAGCUUCUAAUGUAUUAUGUGCGUUUAGUGUAUUUGUGUUAGUGGAAGUAUGCCUCAUAACUGCAGCGACGGCUAAACAAAUGUGAGUGCUUGAAGCCUGAAAACGAGGACCUUCUCUUCCUUCUCAUGGUUCCAUUUUUCUGUUCGGGAUCAGAUGAAAACAUUUGUGAAAUUAAGAUGGGAGAACUUUUUUUUUUUUCUUAAGCUACAUUGUGUUUGAUUUUUUUUUUCUUUUUCUUUUAUUGACAGUAGGAACAUUACUUAAAUUCCAUUGAUUUCCAUUGCUAUGAUAAAUAUGAGAUUCACAUGUUCAACCUGUAGUAGUAAAGCAUUGACCUCGGAACCUUUUUGUCUGUAUUGAUUUCUCACUAUUAGGUUAUAAUAAAAAAUCUGUCUAAA